AUGCUUCUGGCCUUGGCUCUUCUGCUGCUCUUGGACCUGAGCGCCCGCCGAGGGUGGGGCUGCCUGCAGUGUGACCACUCGGUGCGGGAGGCCCUGAGCCAGCUGCGCGUCGCCCUCAUCCCCGACCGCUUCCAUCAAGAGCAGCUGCAGGCCCGCGCUCAGGCCCUGCUGCUGGGCAUGGAGGGGCCUUUCUUCCGGGACUACGCGCUGAACGCCUUUGUGGGGAGAGUGGGGAUAGAGCACCUGGACCUUGUGGCAUCCUUUAUCAAGAAUCAAACAAACAACUUAAUGGUUAAUUCUCUUAGAGAUGGGCCUCUGCUGGAUGAACUGGUGACUCUUAGGGAGAGGGUGAUCAAGGAACUCAAGAAAGUUUUAAGAUCAUAUGAAUUAAAAGCCUGCGAUCCCAAAAUUUGCCGCUUGCUAAAAGAAGAAGUCUUGGAUUGUUUACAUUGCCAGAGGAUCAGUCCCAAAUGCAUCAAAGAAAAGUACUGUUUCGCUUUGCGGACUUAGGCCUGGUCCUUUCUUCUGGAGGUGCAUGCCUGGGACCCAGCAAUGGCCAUCAGGACCCUGACGGGCAAGGGCCAGGAAUUGGUGACCUUCAAAGACGUGGCUGUGGACUUCACCCUGGAGGAGUGGGGCCAGCUGGGGCCUGGCCAGAGAGAGCUGUAUCGGGAUGUGAUGCUGGAGAACUACCAGAACCUUCUCUCGCUGGGGGCAGGGCUUCCUGGGUCCAAACCCGACGUGAUCUCCCGUCUGGAGCGAGGGGAAGAGCCCAGGAUGGAGAGGAGAGAAGCCCGGCGAGUUACCUAUUCAGACUUGGAGACAAGCUCUGAAACUACUCAGGAGACACUUCCAAAAAAGAGUAUUUCCGAAGAGGUGGCUUCCCCAAUGGGAAAAAUGGAGGGCAUUUUAAGGGCAGUGCUUGGAGACACCAAGCUGGGGGACUCCUGGACAUGCGGCCGUCAACUGGAAGACCAGGGAAAGCAGGAGAGGCGUUUGAGGUGGUUGUUUGCUACUCCCGAGGAAAACACCCAUGGCGAGCUGAGACACUUCAGGCGGACCUCAGCUUUCGUUGGGAAGCAAAGAGUGCCUGGGGGAGAGGAUCCUCAGAAGUGGACCAGGUCAAGAAAGAGCCUGAAACACCAAAGGAAACCAUUUAACUGCACGGAAUGUGGGAAAGCCUUCAUCUACCAUUCGGACUAUGUCCUACACCAGAGAAUUCACACUGGAGAGAAGCCCUACAAGUGUAACGAGUGCGGGAAAGCAUUCAGCAACAGUUCAUAUUUCAUCCAGCACUACAUCAUCCACACAGGAGAGAAGCCCUAUACCUGCAACGAAUGCGGCAAGACCUUUACCCAGAGCUCAUCGCUCACCGAGCAUCAGAGGAUCCACACUGGAGAGAAACCCUACAAAUGCAAGGAAUGUGGGAAAGCCUUCACCCAGAGCUCCUCCCUCAUCAAACACCAGCGAUGCCAUACCGGGGAGAAACCCUAUAAAUGCAACCAGUGUGGGAAGUUCUACUCCCAGGUGUCCCACCUCACCCGCCACCAGAAAAUCCACACAGGGGAGAAGCCCUACAAAUGCAGUGAGUGUGGCAAGGCUUUCUGUCACACCUCCUCCCUGACUCAGCACCAGACAAUCCACACUGGUGAGAAACCCUACAAGUGUAACGAGUGUGGGAAAACCUUCAGCCACAGCUCGUCACUGACCCAGCACCAGCGAGUCCACACUGGAGAGAAACCUUACGAGUGCCCCGAGUGUGGCAAAGCCUUCAGCCACAGUUCGUCCCUGACUCAGCAUCAGAGAAUUCAUACUGGUGAGAAGCCCUAUGAGUGUCAUGAGUGCGGGAAGGCUUACACGCAGAUCUCCCACCUCAUGAGGCACCAGAGCGUUCACGUGGGGGAGAAACCCUAUAUAUGUAAUGAGUGUGGAAAGGCUUUCAGUCACACCUCCUCCUUUACUCAACACCAGACGAUCCACACCGGUGAGAAACCCUACAAUUGUAAAGAAUGCGGGAAAACCUUCAGCCAGAACUCCUCGCUUAUGCGCCACCAGAGAAUUCACACUGGGGAGAAGCCCUAUGAGUGUACAGUUUGCGGGAGAGCCUACACCCAGAUUUCCCACCUCAUCCAACAUCAGAGGACUCACACUGGAGAGAAACCUUAUAAGUGCGGUGAAUGUGGGAAAGCCUUCAGCCGGAGCGCCCAUCUCAUCGAGCAUCAGAAGAUCCACACGGGCGAGAAACCCUAUAAGUGUAAGGAGUGUGGGAAAACAUUCAGUCACAACUCAUCCCUAACUCAACAUCAGAGGAUUCACACCGGCGAGAAACCCUACACCUGUAAGGAAUGCGGGAAAGCCUUCAAUCAAAGUAUCCACCUUAUUCAGCAUCAGAGGAUUCAUACCGGGGAGAGACCCUACAAAUGUAAGAACUGUGGGAAAACCUAUGCCCAGAUUUCACACCUCAUUCAACACCAGAAAGUUCAUAUGGGUGGGAAGCGCUAUGCAUGUAAAGAAUGCGGAGAGGACUUCAGCUGGGGUUCACACCUGGCCGAACAUCAGAGACUUCACACUGUGCACGACGGCUACAUCCGCGUUCUUGGACCAGCUUCACCCUAAGAAAAGCCUGCCUCACCCCCCAGGAUUAUGAAGAAAGUCCUCCUAUAUUUUAUUCUAGUACUGUUACGAUUUUUUAACAAGUAAAUUUUUAUUCCUUCUGCAUUUUUAUG
Molecule: messenger RNA, 2726 nt
Organism: Eubalaena glacialis (North Atlantic right whale)
Lineage: Eukaryota; Metazoa; Chordata; Mammalia; Artiodactyla; Balaenidae
Product: zinc finger protein 135-like
Exons: 10
Biological process (GO): regulation of DNA-templated transcription
Source: RefSeq, a predicted model, not a curated record